UGAGCCAGGUGUUGGAUUAGAGCUUAAACUUAGUAUCUGUUUGUUAGUCAAUAUGGAACGUACUUCCUUGACUUUACAAUUAAUGGAGCCCCAUUUUACCGCGCUUGCUAAAGCUGGGUAUUAUGAAAAGGUUUUCACUAAUUUUGGCAAUAGUAGAGUCAUUCUGCACAACUUGUAUCGGGUUAUUGUUUGGAUCUUAAUUAUUACUUAUAAUUUGCAGCACUUGAUUCGUGUUAUUCAGGUUCGUAAAAGCAUUGAUAUGAUAGUGGACAUAUUGUUCAUAUUGCUUACCACGCUCAAUGCGCUCGGUAAACAAGUCGCUUUCAAUACGAGAUCACAUCGCAUCAAACGCAUACUACAUGUUAUAAACGGGAGACAUUUCUCACCAAGAACUAGUUAUCAUACAAAAGUAAUACAAGCAAACGCGUUGGUAAUGUCGCGUCUAUUAACGCUCUAUCACAUAGCUAUUUUCUUAUGUGGAGCCCUUUGGACUAUAUUUCCUAUUAUAAACAGAGCCUCGGGCGCAACUGUCGAAUUUACCGCCUAUUUCCCUUUUGAUACAGCGACAUCGCCACGGUUUGAAUUAGCUCUCGCUUAUAUGUCUAUAUUAAUAACAUUGCAAGCGUAUGGAAAUGUAACUAUGGAUUGCACGAUUAUCGCCUUCUAUGCCCAAGCUAAAACUCAAAUACGAAUACUUCGGCAUGAUUUGGAAAUGCUGGUUAAAUCGAAAGAAAACACUCGUAAUGAACUGAAAUUAAAUGGCAGAAACAGACGAAUCACAUAUAAGGAUGAAUCUGGAGAAAAAGCUAAAUUGCAACAAGGUUUAGCACACUGCGUCGAGCAUUACCGCCAAAUAGCAUGGAUUAGUAAAGAGGUAGAGUCAACAUUCGGAGAAGCAAUGACGGUACAAUUUGUUAUAAUGGCUUGGGUCAUUUGUAUGACUGUGUAUAAGAUCAUUGGAUUGGAAAUUUUGUCAGCUGAGUUUGUGUCGAUGGCAAUGUACUUGGGAUGUAUGCUAGCACAACUAUUUAUUUAUUGUUAUUUUGGAACACAGCUUAAAGUGGAGAGUGAGUUGGUGAAUCAAUCGGUAUACCGCAGCGACUGGUUGGCAGUAAGUCCUCGGUUCCGUCGACAGCUGUUAAUUAUGAUGUGCUACUGCUCGCAGCCGAUAACGCCUCGCGCCGUCUACGUCAUCCCCAUGUCUUUGGACACCUACAUAACGGUUGGUAUUUUAUUAUCUGUUUAUAUCUGCACUUCAGUCGGUCUGUAUUACUAUCGGAGACUAUCACUUGUCUUAAAUUGUAUUUUAUACAUCACUGCUGAGAAAGUAGGUACCGGCUAUGUAAUACGGGAUAAGUCCACCACACUUAUGUACUUAUACAUGGUGUAAAAUUUACCACAUCACAUGUAUAUACAGGAAGACAGGUUAAUGUAAAUAUUUAGACAUCAUCAAGGGACACAAUGUUUUAGGAUAUGAAACAAAGAGAAUUCGAGUAGCCAUAUUGUUGUUCUGCGUGUAGUGGGUAAUUGUGGUAUGAUGUGCUACUUUUUGAAAUCGAGCUGUGAUAUGAAGAAUGUAAUAAUUAUUGAGAGACUGUCCAUUCAAAUUAAACUGGUCAAUAUAAAAAUAUUUUUCUAAUGUACAACAA
Molecule: messenger RNA, 1649 nt
Organism: Manduca sexta (tobacco hornworm)
Lineage: Eukaryota; Metazoa; Arthropoda; Insecta; Lepidoptera; Sphingidae
Product: odorant receptor 46a
Exons: 7
Coding region: 53-1390 (445 amino acids)
Biological process (GO): detection of chemical stimulus involved in sensory perception of smell; sensory perception of smell
Cellular component (GO): plasma membrane
Molecular function (GO): odorant binding; olfactory receptor activity
Source: RefSeq, a predicted model, not a curated record